Molecule: messenger RNA, 11718 nt
Organism: Aplysia californica (California sea hare)
Lineage: Eukaryota; Metazoa; Mollusca; Gastropoda; Aplysiida; Aplysiidae
Product: F-BAR domain only protein 2
Exons: 27
Coding region: 77-2746 (889 amino acids)
Biological process (GO): clathrin-dependent endocytosis; clathrin coat assembly
Cellular component (GO): cytoplasm; clathrin-coated pit; plasma membrane
Source: RefSeq, a predicted model, not a curated record
CUGACAUGCGCUGUAACUCAAAAUAAACGCCAUCAUAUUCAUGGAUCCAAGUAUUACUUGAUGAUCCCUUGGCAAGAUGACGACUUUUGCCGAUCACUUUUGGGGUCCCAAAAACAAUGGAUACUUCGCCUUGUAUCAUAAUAUGAAACAUGGCCAUACUUCCACGAAAGAGUUGGUUGAUUUUCUUCGAGAAAGUUGCACUGUUGAGGAAAAUUACAGUAAAUUGCUUACCAAGCUUGCAAAGUUAGCUGCAAAUACCCCUCAAGUUGGAACCUUCGGACCCUUUUGGAAUGUCUUGAAAAAUCUGAUUGAGAAGCUGUCGACACUGCAGAUGCAGCUUGUGCACACAUGGGCAGACUUGAUCAAGGACAUGGUGCGCUACAGCGAGGAGCAACACAAACGGCAUAAGACGACGAAGGAAAAUGAACAGGGCACACUGGAUUCUGUCCAGACCAUUCAACAGACAACCACAGCAUUGCACAAGGCCAAGGAAAUUUAUCAUACAAGAUGCUUUGAGCUGGAAAGGUUAAGAAGAGACAAUGCAUCAGCAAAAGACAUUGAAAAGGCUGAGGUGAAGAACAAGAAAGCAUUGGAUGAAUACAAAGUCCUCAUUGACAAGUACAAAGAAGUCCGGAAUGAUUUUGAAGGGAAAAUGAUUGAGUCAUGUCAUCACUAUCAGGAACUGGAAGAAGAGCAUAUUUGUCAAAUGAAGGAUUUUAUCGACACAUUUGCCAAGUCAUGGGAGAAUGAACAUGCUCUGUUAGGACAGGUGCAUCAAGAAUUCAAGCAGAACUGUGAAGAGAUGACAGUGCAAAAGUUGAUGUCAACAUUCAUUGAGAAGAAAGGCACAGGGGAUGAAAAACCUGGUCCAAUAGAGUUUGUGGAGCCUGAUGUGUCCAGCCUGACAGCCAACAGACCCAUGUCCCCCGAACCAAGUGGAGACAAGAAGGAUGCUGUCACUGAGAAACAGAAGCAAGCUAUGGAAGCAGCCUUUGGUGAGGCCUCUGGGAGCGGCAGCAGCCCUGUGCUCUCCGACCAGCCAGGCCCGCUGAGUCGCAGCGUCAAACUACGCGUGUCGCGCACAUGGUUUUUGAAGAACAAGAAUAAAAGAAAAGAGAAAAAGAAGAAGAGCAGUAAAAAAGAUAAAGAUGAUAAAGACAAUGAAUCAAAUGAUGCUGAGAGUCAAGAUGCUAAUAUUGAAGUGGAUGAAGAAGGCUACCGAAUACGACCUGAUCAUUCCAUGGACAAUAACGGUGAUAAAAAUAGCUGGUACUCCAGUGACAGUGACUCUGACUCUGAGGAUGAGGGUCGGAGGAAAAUCAAAGUUGAGAUUCGUCCACUCAGCCCAACCACAGCAGCCCCUGCAGGCACCAUAGAGGAUAUCAGAGCCUCUGUAGAAGGGUUACGAUUGUCCCCAACCAGGAAGCGAAGUCAAACCCCCGUGGACAAAAAGAUGAAGCGGUCACAGUCAGAGUCUGAUACAUUAGACAAACCUAGUCAAGACCUGCUCAACCUGGACCUGUUUGGCUCGGCGUCUGCAGCGUCUACUCCCACCGGUGCCAACUACCAGGUGUCUCUGCCCUCCCCCCUCUCGCCGCAGAUGGAAUUGAACUGGGCCAGUAAUACCAGCAGCGCAGCCACCACACCGUCCUCCAAUUUGGUGGAUCUGAUGAAUCAAAGCAACGGCACCCCUCCCGCCUCAGCACAGAUCACCUCCCCGUCUGCAGGUCUCCCUCCCCCUGUGGCUAGACCACCAUCUAGGAAUAGAGGCAUCAUUCCCCCACAGCCGAAAGUGAACGGGCCGGUCCCCAUGAGUCGCUCGGACAGCAAUGGCAGCAUGACCUUCACCACAACCUCCAUGCCUGUGGGUUCCUCACGGGGUCCUAGUCCACUGACCAUCGGCAUGUCAGACACCGUUCCGCUCGCCAUCGCUUUCACAGAGACAGUCAACGCCUACUUCAAAGGUCAUGAUGCCACCAAAUGUGUUGUACGCACAGUGGGAAACUUGAUGAUGUCCUUUCCUGCUGGUGUUGUCAGAGUGUUCACAGAAAAUCCAUCUCCUGCUCUAUUGUCUUUCCGUAUCAAGAACAGCAACAAAAUGGAGGAGAUCAUCGCCAACUCCACCAUACUUUCCAAGAAUGAAGCACAAAGUACCUCAGAUGUCCAUACCUACGAGUUCAAUAUGUCAAACUUAGUUGAUCAUCUGAAGCAGCAGGGUGACCAAAAUAAAGCAGCAUCAUACUUCAACAUUGACAUCCUCAAGUAUCAGGUGAAGUCUCAGCCUGGAGUGGAGAGCACCCCGUUGCCUUUAGUGGUGUACUGGAAGUGUGAAGACAACGCCACAGACUUCAGGUUGGACUACAGAUACAACCCAUCAGCAAUGUCUGCUCCAGUGACUUUGAAAAAUGUCAACGUAGCUGUUCCUGUAGAUGGGGGUGUGACAAAAAUGCAGAGUCUGCCAAAUGGCCAGUGGGAUGCCAAUCUGAACCGAGUGACGUGGAAGUUGAAUGAUAUCUCAGACGUCAGUGAGCAGGAAUCCCAGGGAUGCAUCAGAGCUAAGUUUGAGCUGAGCAACGGCCCAUCAAAGCCGGUCACAACGGCCUUGCAGUUUGCGGCAGAAGGCGCUGUUCUGUCGGGGGCCGACUUUGAGUUAGUGGGUCCGGGGUACAGGAUCUCACUCAUGAAGAAACGUUUUGCAACUGGGAAGUAUUUUGUGGACCCUGAGCCGUCGACGAGUUAUGUAUGACGAGCUCCCCUACGGCAGCCCUUCCAGCCAGUUGCUCAAGUACCCGUGAUGCAGUUGUGACUCCCCUACACCCAGCGACAGAGGGGGGGUGUGUGUCCUGCCCUGCCCACUCUCCCUUCCUGUCCUUCUGUUGUGAUAUGGGUCACAUCGGCCAGUCCUACAUCAUCUUCUUCUUUACUCCAACACCAUUUCCCUAGCCCCCGUCAACCCACAGGGCCACAGAAGAACAGGUGCUUUAAAUAUACCAAAGUGUGCCGGUGUGGAAAAGAGUGAGUUGUGUUGACGUGGCGUGGUGGCAGACAGUAUUUGUCUAUUGACGUUCGGGGUGAUUCCUCCUCCACUUUUUUCUCAUUUAUCUGUUUCAAUAUGUCAAUUCUUCAUUCCUGAGAACAUACAUCCUUUUUUUAACUUUGUUAUGUCUGUGAUGCACCCGUAUGUCAGUGUAGGAGAUAUUAGGCACUGAAAGACUUAACUUUUGGUUAGAAGGGAGUUUAAAGGGUUAAGAGGUUCGGUUCUCAGGUUAUUAAGCAACUUUGUUGACUCAUGGUGGUAUGGGAAAUGAGGUGUGCUGUGCUUCUAAAUUAUCUAAGGGGUUCUUCAUUUUGUUGUUCUCUGUUCCUUUUCAGCCUCACAGGGCUUUAAGCCUUCUUCCCAAGAGAACUAGCCCCUAGAUCCUGUAGGCUGUUUGUACGCAAAACUAAACUGAAAUGUUGUACUAUGUCUCUUUUGAUGUCUGUGGUUGGUGCAAAAAUAUGUAUAGUGAAAAAUUUUAAUAGAUAGUCAUUCUAUCAAGGUAUUUGUUUGUCAGUAGUCCUGCUUUUAGCUGUCAAAAAGAAGGAAAAAAGUUGCCACGUUUAUUUUCAGCUAAAUUGUGACCAAAGCACAGCCAACUCUCAUACUUAAAAGCUAAGAAGUGUAUUAUGAGUCAAUUACAGUUGAUAACUGAUAGUACAUCGGACAAUACUAUUAUUAUUAUUAUUCGACCUUUUUUGUUCUAUGGGAAAGUAUGUGUUCCCCCUCAUUUACUGGUAGAUUGUAAGUAGACUCCCACACCGAUUGAAUGGGAUCAGUCUUUGGCAGCUAGAUUUAUUUCAUUUCCCAAUUAAUUUAAGCGGGGUGGAAAUUCCUUCUUUAGUCAUGAGAUUGACCAGAGACAGGAGAGAGAAACGUUUACUUUUGUGUUGAUACACAAGUAUGGCGCUGAUUUGAGUGAGUAUGAGCAGCAACAGAGAGCAGACUGACAAAGUGAAGAGAUGAUGCUAAUAAUUCUCAGUUUAUCCUUCUGUUGACUUUCAGUGUGAAGAUUUCACAGAACUCCCUAUUUCUUUGUUAUCGUUCAUCAAUCAUUCCCUGGCUUGGCUUGUGUUUUGACUUGAGCGAGGUGUGUGCGUUCUUGUGUUCCUGAGAAAGGAGAAGCCAGUAAAAUAAUGAUUUUUCUCUUCUUGAGUAGGUCAUUAUCAGAACUUUCUUGUGAUGAGGAUGACAGGAGGAAGGGUAUUCGUCAUGUCCGUGGCAUUAGUUUACAGGUGCACUUUUACUUAUUGGCUUUGUUGGUGUUUCUGCUUUGCAUUAAGGCGCAUAGUUUAAGUAUAAGCCUGUGUAGUCCGUGGCUCUAAGGCCAGGCUGGUUUUAAUUAUUUAGUGAAACUGGCAUUGUUCUCCACACAAUUGAAUGCUCAUUUGAAAUUGUAGCUCUUUAAGUAAUCAGGUGAAGGGGCACACUGUUGUGAAAGGUCAGCUGGCCCUUAGAGUGUGUUCUCUCUACCUACUCAUGAGCACAAAUGUUUUUUAAAAAGUCAGUUGAAAUUGAAUCCCGUUCUACUCAAGUUAUUUUAAAAAUGAAUUGCAUGCUGCAUAUGAAUAGUUAUUGCUUUUGUUUGUCAAUGUUGUGAGGCACAUUGGAUGCACUCUUAUGUAAUGGACAAAUGGUGUGUAUUGUGUCUAUUAAUCCAGUGAGGAAUGUGCUCAACUGUCAAAAUGUUUGAAUGAUUUUUCAGCAGUGGAGGUUUCAGUUUCUUUCUUUGCCAGUUUCAUUUUACCAUAUCAGGUGUAAACUGCCAUUCUAUCUAGUGAAACCUUCACUCAUGUCCAGUGAAUGUGAAAAGACAGGGGAUGAGAAGCACUACCAGCAGAUUCACCUUUGUAUGCUUGGAUAGCGAAUGUAUAAUAUGAGAAAAACAGCUUUCUCACUCAAUGUUUUGUUUCACUCCUGCCGUGUUUGCACCUUUCUUUGCUUCUUUGGUAACAGGUAUUUUAAACUACCACAUUCACUUUUUUAAAUGAUAUUUUUUAUAUUUUGAAAGUCAGUGAUGCUGUGGAAAAUCGGUUUAUAAGUUUCAGAUGACUAAGCUGUUUCAGAGAAUAGUACUGUCGCAGAUAUGGUCAAACAUAGUGUAUGAGAAGAUUUAAAUUGGCAUUGUUCAUUUGCUUCUCUACUUUCAGAAAAGAAAGGAGACUUGUGGUUUUCGAAAAACCCUUAUUAAAUUCUGAGAGAGGGUUUGCUGUGUGUUUUUUAUCAAGCGGUAUGGAUUGGAUUGCUUGAAAUAUGCAGUUGACGUGAAAGCCCAGUUUGCUUUGAAAUACUUAUAAAUGAAGGAGUGGGUAAUCCUAUGGUGUAUUAAAAUUCUUAUUAGAAGUUGUUUAUUAAUCUUUUGAAAGGGCUUUUGAAAAAGAGGACACCCCAUAAUGUGGUAACUGUUGAUUGCUAUUGGCAGUAUUUUAUCAAGAAAGAGCAAUAGCGAUGUGUUUGGUGUUAGCAUCACUGUAUUGUUGUUGAAGGAAUUAUGUUAUCAUUCUUUUUUUUCUUCCAAAGAAACGGUGGGCUUUUAACAUCCUGGAAAUACAAAAUGAAAAUACCAACCUACAUAACAUUUGAAUAGGCGAAAGCCACGGAUGAGUGAUAUGAUGUAAGCCUUCUAACUGACAAGAGAGAGUUGUUAAUCAGACAUCUGUGCUGAUGCUGUAAUGUAUCUGAUUUGGGCGAAUCUGUUCAUUUAGCUGUCUUCUAAACAAUAAUCUAAGUGAUGUUGCCGGUGUUUCUGCAUGUAGGCUAUUACUCUUGCUGUGAGAAGUUUUGCUUGCUUUUAAAGGCCCAGUAAACAGUAUGCUUGUUGUGAAAUCCCUGAGAAUAUCUUCACAUAGACAAAUAUUUCUGUUAGAUUGGUUCAUGUAAUUGGUAUAAGAUGUAUUUCUUCCCGAUCAGGUUGGCAUCAUUGUAGGAUUGUAAUUUGCAAGUGGCGAUGUCAAUACUGUCAUGGAUGCCUGAAUUGGCCUUGCACUGAAAAUGAUUUUGUCUGACUUUCAGAUUGCCAAUAAAAGUUUGCAAUGUCCUCGUAGUGUAGCAGAACAAUAUAUUUCUUGUUGAAUUGUGAGAGUAAAUCAAAGACAUGGAACAGUCAGAAAACAUUGUGCAUGAAGCGUAAGGGUGAGGGGGAAAGCAUGUUGAUUGACGCUGAAAUAAAUACUCUUUUUCGUCGCAUGUUGGGGCCUGUAAUUUGUUUAAAUUCCAUUUCCAAAUGUAAUUGACUAUUGCUGUGACUGUAGAGAGCAAAGAGAAAAUUGAAAAUUUUUUUAUAUAUAUGUUCUAACCUAUGUUCUGUGUUUGGCUGCUCAGGUAAAGUACAGUGGGGUCUGCUUACUCCGAACACGAUAAAUCUUAAAACAGCGGUAAACUUUAAAAAAAUAAUAUCCCCAAUUUUUUUAUCUUCUAUUUGUGCAACCUACCUAAGCUGAAAACUCUGCUAAACCGAAAAAAAUCUGGUGGUCUCAAAGAUUUGAGUUUAAGUGGACUCCACUAUUUUGCACCAGUGUUGAACUGCCUGACCUUGUGUACAGCAUUGAGGGUAGCCAUAGAGGUCACAAUGAGGUAGCAGCUAUGUCUUAUAAGAACAGGGAACAGCUGUGAUCGUAGUGAUGCAUGAACACCUGUUACACUCCAAUUUCACCGGUGUUUGGGUCUUAUUCUGCUUUAUCUCUAUACCUUUGUUAGUGUAACUAGGAGAGAGCAAAGUUUUUUUUGGUUUUUUUUAUAGCCAUGUGCUCACAAGCAGCAUCCUGCUGUGGGUAUGGAAGGCGCAGCAUUUUUGUGUCCAGAAUGACGUGUUUCAACUAUGAAAGGGGCUGUUUGUGGCAAUGAUGUCUGGUAGAGGUAAGCCAUGUGAGUUUAGGGCUGUUAAAAGACAGUAUUUUUGAAAAUCCCACCGAAAGCUAUGCUUGUUGGUCUUGCUCUACCUGGAACUAGUUGAGGGAAUUCAUUCAUUCUAGAAGGUGAUGUUAUGAUUGGCAGAGAUUAUUCGCAUCUCUUCAAUUAUUUUAUUCAAGGUGAGAAUCUGCCUUUUUCCUCUCAAGAGUUCUUGUAUUCUAGUCCAGUGACUCUCAAGAUGAGGAUUUAAGAAAUGUUUGAGGUGCUGCACGCACUUUUCUCCUUCCUGUGGUUCAUCUGUUUUUGUGUGUCUCUGAGUUUUAAGCAUUUUUAUUCAACUAAGCUUUAUUUGUGAUCCAGAUUUAUACCAGUUCACUUUUGCAUGGGAUAUUGUGUAAAGCAUGAAGUAAAGAAUAUGUAGAAAGAUGUGUGUACAUUUGACAUGGUAACAGACUAAAGUCUUUUUGAAAGAGUUGUCUAAACAGAGAAAUAUUUGCAUGUAUUAUAGGUUAGUCACCUGAGAUUCUGUGGCAUGCAGCAUAUUGAAAGUGUGAGAAUUUCAUGUUGUGCUGGCAGAGCCAUGCAUGGAACAAAUUAGUCCUUUGCUUCUCUGGUCUCUUGCUGUUCUUGUGUGAACUUUGCUUAGUUUGCAGCAUUGUGGGUAGUGUAACUCUGGUAGACAUAUUCGUACUGACAUCUAUGAUAUAAUGUUUAAACUCUUCACUGUUGCACUCAGAAGACGUGAGUUUGUUUACUGAGUGGGAAAGUUUUUUGGGGCAUUUUUUAAAAUGGAGCAUCUUAAUCUGUCUACAUACUGGCAUGCUCUAUCUCUCGCAGCCCAAGUUGGCUACAACAGGUGGGUUCAAAGCAGCCCUCCCGUUAAAUGACCUUUGUGUCGUCAAUGGGGGCAUAUACCAUUUACAAUCAAUUUAAACAUGUUUCUGCCUGCCUGCCAGCAUGCUGUAGUUAUACUUUCUGUGCCGUUAUAGGUUUUGAGAGUGUCUCUGGCCAUGUAGUCUUGUAGCCUGUCAAGUGAUGUAGGCUCUGCUCAGUGUAGCUGGCACUGAAGAAUUUCUGUGAUACUGCCCUUGUAGAGGGAUGGCGCAUAUUGGACAAAUGGAAAAAAAGAAAUGCUUAUAUGAUUAUAUUAUGUUACUUGCAAAGUGGUUUCGAGCUUGUGUUUUUUGUUUGGAAUUACUAUAAUAUCAUUAUGAUAAGUUUGAUGCACAUUUUGGUUUGUUAUCCUGAUUUAUCAAUUAGAUUGAAAUAUUAUUUUUAUCUAAGUGCAAUACUGUAUGUAUAUGUUCAUGUAAAUUUUGUGUAUCUAUUACCUGCAUCAUGAACGGUGAAUGUACAGUUACUCCCCAUUGUUUGUUCGCCCCUUUCCUGGGGCUAUUUCAGCCCUGUCUGUAACGUUCCUUCUCACUCCUCUGCUCCUCCUACCUGCUGGCUAGCUAGACCCUUGCCUUUGUAUAAAGCUCCUAGAAUCUCUCAUUCCUCAUCAUGGCUCACCUUGUGAUGUUAUGACCCCCUCCCUUUUGUCAAGAGAAAGAUACAAUAAUGAAGUUUUGAUGAAUGAUUGGUCACGGUAAUUGUGAAGAGCUUUUUUUUUUUGUGUUAUGAAAAUAAAGGGCAAAUAUUGAUAAUAUUGUUGUACUAACAUUGAUGUACCAACAGGUGAUUGACAUAAACCAGCAUUUUCUUUAACAGUUGAUAGCAGCAACAUUUUGACUCAUUGAUUCUGUUGAUUUUAAAAACAUUUAUAAUUUGGAUAUGUUGUUUUCUUAAUAAUUUUUUAAAGAUGCAAUUCAAUGUUUCUUUUUUUUUUUUUUAAACAGUUCUAAUAAGAGCUGCAUUUGAAAGCAAAAGAAGCAGAUCAAGCAAUACUUUUCUCAGAGUGAUCUUUCUCUCUCUGUGUCUCUCUUUGUUGCUUGUUAACUGUACCGUUUUCCUGUGUUCCUCACAAAGAUUUUUGUUCCUGAAGUGUGCACCCUUUUAUACCACCGUUAAGGUUUUCUUAGAAGUGAGACAUCAUUUUUCAAUAUCUUCACAUUACAACUUUUUCAAUGGCAUUCUUAUUUGUACAAUUGAAUGUUCUGCGCAACUUAUGAGGUGAAUAUGGUUUCAGAAAAGAUUCAUUGAUGAUUUUUAAGUGAUUGAGAUUUUUUUAAAAACCUGAUGAUAGAUUUAGGAGAUGAAUAGUUUUGUGAGUUUAGCUAACAACGAGGUGUUUGUUGAGCUACUUCUCUGCCUUCACAAUUAUAUAUUUUUUUCUCGGGGUGCACUCUGCCCCCUCCUGUGUGCCUCGCUGAUGUGUAAACCGGAGUCUUCCAGCCUGCAGACCACGUUGUGCCUGCAGACCAUAGCUGUUCCUUUUCUCUCUCUGAGCUCAGUCCACUUGGAGCACAAUAUGGUGCCUGCUGUGUUGUUGACUUUUGAGAACUUGAUGAAGAUUGAUCUGCAUGGCAUUAUUGUUCAUAUUCAGUUCCCAUGUGGAGAGUAUAAAAAAAAAUAUAGUUUGUUUUUUUCCAACUUGUUAGUCAUUUUAGUUGGGGUUUGAAUACUUCACUGCCAAUGACAUUUUGGACUGAGUCACAGUGGGCAGUUUUGAUAAAUUCCUCCUUACCUGUUAUGUGGCAGCUGCAUUUAUUUUGUAACAACAAUAUUUGGCUCUUAUUUUCCUCUGAUUUGUAAUUAGGAAAGGCAUUUAUACUUUUUUUUCCCCAACUGUUAUCCUUGUGCGCUGCGGCUACCUCUGUCAAGUGGAACAAAUCAUUCAUUGGCAUAUAUGCACAAUCAUCAUAGUCAAAAUGCAUAGACGGGAAUAUUUAGAGGACAAAAUUUUGAGAAUUCCUUAAACUGAUGCUUUGUCAUUUACACUUCUGACCCAAAGAAGUGAAUAUGCAAAAAUGUCUGGGUGGAAUUUUUUCAGUAUGUCCUACUUUGACCAAGAAAGAUUUUUGUCUUUGCACCGUGAUCAUUAAAAUUGCUCUCUCUCUCUCUCUGUGGUUACUGUAUUUGAUCAAAACUUUGGCGGAAAGAUAAGACAACAUCAAGAUGCACCUUCAGAACUGAUAUUUCUAUGUAAUGUUUGUAUUCACAACUAUAUUUCUUUUCACAGAAGGGAGUGUGUUGCAAUUUUCUUAAUACUCGGAAACCUUUGGACAUGGGUUGUGUUUGUGGCAUGCAUAGCCACCAGAGGAUUUCACUUCAUCUCAGAUAUUUUCAAAAAAUAAGAUAUCAUAUAGUAUCCCACAUACAUUAAUAACUUUGCUAUCAAGGGUUUUUUUGUAAUCACUCUCUAUCUCAAUGUGUUUGUUUCAAUUGUAUUGCAUCAUUCAUUUCAAUGUUGAAGCAUGAGCCAGUAAAUGCAAAGAAAGGAAAAAGGUUCCAAUUUCAAGGAAGUGUAAAGGUUACCACUGCUUGUGUAAAUUUGUGUCGUAUCUCCCUAACUAUGGUUUUCACUUAUAAUGUAUUUUCAAGUGCUCUUUUUUUUUUUUACUGUAGCUUUUUGAUAACUUUGGAGUCAUUAGAGGCGUGAUACUGGUGCCUGUGAUGUAGCAGUUAGGCUCUUGGCCGUCCCACGCAGAAAACAUGAGUUUGAUUAUUGGGUGGGGAAGUUUUAUGUCUAGCAUCUACUCCAUUAGUCUUCUGGUAUGCUGUUUCUCUCUCAGCCCUGGUUGGGUGGCCCUGAUAGGCUGGAUCAAAGCUGCCUGUCUCCAAAUGAUAUAAGUUGUGUUAAUGGGAGGCGUAAAACACUUACAAAAAUUACUUUAAAUUUAGUUUUUGCAGUAGUUUUUAAAUGUCUUUAGGGUCAUUAGGAGAUGUUCAAGUUCUAGUAAGCGUUAGACUGUAUUAUUACUGUUCAUAUUGUAUAGGGAGCGUACAGUGGGUUCACUUUGUCUGUCCUGCCCUUAGUGUUGAAGACAUUCCAGAGUCCCCAAAGUCUUACUUGUGACUGAUGUUUGAAAUCCCCCUAUAAGCCCAAAAUUCUGUUUUUGUGUGUUGCAUGAUCUAGUGAAACGUUAAUGAUAGCACACCUACCCAUGGCAUAAAAGUAUCAAUUGUAAAACGUAGCAAAUACCCCAUCUCCCUUAGUGUUUAAAAAAGGUUGUAAAAACCUGGCUUAUUUUGUGAGUUUCGCCAAUGGCAGUAACAAUUUUUUAUAAAUGCUAGAACUAGAAUAGCAUGUAUGUUUUGUCUGUCUGUACGCUCCAAAAAGUGUGAUCGAUAACAGUCACUUAUGCUUAUCCUAUUCUGCUCACUUACGUGAUCCCUGACUACAGUUAACGACAAAGAAAAAAAAAGUGAUUAUGAAGAGGGUUGUUCAUGAUAUCACCUGUCUUCUGUUUCCCUCAUGUUCUCGUUUUCUUUCUUCUCGCUGGAAUAGGGAGACACUGGGAAAGUGAGGCGAAGUUAGCGUUAGCACCAAACUUAUUGUCGUUGCUGCGUACCUAUAUAAUAUCUGUAAUUAAACAAAGACUAAAUAUCCUGGAAAAAGUUAACACGUACUUACUGACCUGUUCCUUUUCUCUCUCACCUUCGUACUUUUUAAAAUGUCUUAUGAUUGUUACUAAACUACUUGUUGGGCCUUUGUUUCAUCUGUGGGAUACGGACAUUUUGCAAAUCUAGCUGUACAUAAAUGCUUGAUCAUGAAACUCGCGCCCACUACCCUUGAUUUUGUAAACAGAUCAUAGAUACACACAUACACAUGAAGGUUAGAAUCAUAUUAAUUCUAUGGUGUUGAUGGAAUGUAUUGUUAUUUUUUAUUCUAUCAUGAAAUUUCACAUGAUGUUGCUAUCUAUUGAUUAAAAUAUUCUCAACACUUGGAA